AUGAGCUUGAAAGAAGUAUUCGAACAACAUCCAUGGAGGUCAUUUAAGAAGUUCAAUGAAGCUGCAAAGAGUUCGGGAUUUACUAACAGAGCUGAAGUGAAAAGGUUCUUUGACAAAAAUGUUGUACAUCAAACAAAAAUAAAUCCUUACGACUACUUUUUACCAAUUUACUCCAACACUCCUGACGCAUACCAAUUUGACACUCUCAUUCAAAGCAGAAAAGGAGGACAUAAACCAUUCCUCAUCUUCAUAAAUGUUAACACUCGUAAAGCAUAUGCGUAUAUAAUGAGAAAUAAAGGAACUCAUGAAGUGUUAAGAGUUUUACAAAAGUUUGUAGCAGAACAUAGCCCAAGUAUUUUAACAUCAGACCAAGACGGUGCAUACCUCAGCAACGAAAUCACAGAAUUUCUCAUUAAGCAUAACAUAACUCACUACACUACUGAAGACCAUAACCAUAACAUACUCGGUAUCAUUAACCGCUUCAUAAGGACUCUCAGAGAUUUAAAUCAAGAGCGAGACUUUACCGAAGAAACAAUGAAACAUUUUCUCGAAGUAUAUAAUUCCUCAACACAUUCUACAACAGGACAUACACCAAAUUCAAUGACACAACAACAAGAAGAAAAGUAUAUACAAAAGAAACGAAGCCAAACACAAAAUAUCAGAAAUUCAACACAAUUUACUCUCAUUCCUGGUACAAAAGUUCGUGUAGUUCUUGACGACAAACCAUUGACAAAGAAACGUUUAAGGUUAAGUCGAAAUUAUUAUAUCGUAGACUCUACGCAAGGUAAUGGAUAUCUUAUAAAAGCUGCUGACGACUCCAUAGCAUUUUACCCUCGACAUAAAUUA
Messenger RNA from Trichomonas vaginalis G3, 846 nucleotides. RefSeq names its product integrase core domain containing protein family. Gene Ontology annotation, biological process: DNA integration. NCBI's taxonomy places the organism in Eukaryota, Parabasalia, Trichomonadida, Trichomonadidae. The transcript has a single exon. The record is from RefSeq and is a predicted model, not a curated record. The annotation marks the transcript as partial. Gene Ontology annotation, molecular function: nucleic acid binding.